Messenger RNA from Eleginops maclovinus (Patagonian blennie), 6298 nucleotides. RefSeq names its product Rho guanine nucleotide exchange factor (GEF) 1b (gene arhgef1). The record is from RefSeq and is a predicted model, not a curated record. Gene Ontology annotation, cellular component: cytoplasm. Bases 198 to 3362 code for a protein of 1054 amino acids. Gene Ontology annotation, molecular function: guanyl-nucleotide exchange factor activity; G protein-coupled receptor binding. The transcript has 31 exons. NCBI's taxonomy places the organism in Eukaryota, Metazoa, Chordata, Actinopteri, Perciformes, Eleginopidae. Gene Ontology annotation, biological process: intracellular signal transduction; G protein-coupled receptor signaling pathway.
GUUGUAUUGUAUUCCGCCGUCUGUUGACCAUCCUGAGCUUUUUUUUUUUUUUUUUUUUUUAAUGUGUACUUCCGCGUGCAAUGUUUUUUUCCCACUGACACACGGCAACUUUCGAACAGGAAACCUAUUAGACGCGUCGACUGUCUCUUUCUCUGCAUUCACCAGGCGAGUUUGGGGCUCAGUGCUCUAACCCAGCCAUGAGCAUCAUCGGGGCUGAGGAUGAGGAUUUCGAGAAUGAUCUGAAUGAUGUGACGGACGACCAGUGCACACACUUCAACAACAUCGAACUGUUGAAGGUCCGGCCAACCCACCUGCUGGUCUUCAUGCAACAUGUCAUCCUACAGUUUGAACCUGCCCCCCUGCUGUGUUACCUCCAUGCUGACCUCUUCAGAAACCUCAGUGCCAAAGAGACCAAGAAGCAGUUUAUGGAGUUCUACAGCACGUUUAUGGACAAAGGGGCGAUUCUCAGAGUGGCACUACCAUCACAUGUAGCUCAUGAAUUGGAACGGACCCGUGCAGACCUGCUCCACGAGGACAUCCAGAGGCGUUUCGUUCAGGAGGUUCAGAUCUUGCAGACCGCUGAAGUGGCCAAACAGCUGGAAGAUUUCAGGCAGAAGAGGAUGAUGGGUAUGACGCCAAGCGAGAGUGAACUCAUCGACGUGGAGAGCCACAACGCCACCAACCGCAUCCCCAGAGAGAUGAAGGAGAGGUCUGUGGCUGAGACCCUGCUGGACAAGAUAUUCGAGGGGCAAUCUCCAAUUGCAUUGGACGAAGAAAAGUGCCAAUCCGUCUUCUCGGUGGUGGCCUACUACAUGAAGCACCUCGGGGUGAAAACCAGAGCAGUGGACAGCAAGAAGUCCAGAGUAGGCUUCUUCAGGAGUAAACUGGCAAAGAAUAAGAGGGAUGAAUCCACAAAGGCUAAACCCAGAGUGUUUCCCGGCAUCCCCAGCUGGAUUGCAGGCAACACUGAAGUCAAACCUAAAAUGGAGGCUGAAGCUGAAAAGGAGAAGGUGAAUCCGGAGCGUAAGGGUCUGGUUACCGGCAGAGGGUCCAUGAAUGACUCUGCAAUCCCUUCAUUCCCCAGCAGGAAGUUUUGCUCCCCUGGAAGCCCCUCCUCCCUGCCUGGGUUGGAGGUCAGUGAUGGGUCAGGCAACAACGUCAGCAUCAUCAACAACCCCGAGUCUUCACACGGGGACAGUCUCUCAAGCAAUCGCUUAGAGCCCCCAAGCCAGUCAGACGGGGACGUGUCCCCUGUCGGGCCGGGGGCAGGGCUGAUAGUCGGGGAGCCCCUCUCCCCCAUGGACACUUCCACAGAGGACAAUUUGGAGAAAGAAAGUAGGAAAGUGGCUCGUAGCGAGAGUGCCCGUGUGGACCGGCACUCCUCUCGGCGUCGCGGCUCUUCCCGGGCCAAACAGUCCCGCUCCCGUAGUGAUGUGGACCUGCAGCCGCCUUCUGCCAUGACAACAACACCUGUCCCGCUCUCCCCCCGCCACCUCCAUCCUUUCGAUAGCCCAUUUCUACCCCCUGAAGGGCCCGGCCACUCCCCCACCAGCCCCUCCCCACAGCUGGAGGAGAUGGAUCCGCGCCUCCUGGAGUUUGAGCAGGACCCCCCCAACUGGAGGGAGCUGGUUCCUCCUGAAGCUAUGGCCAGCCUCAGCAAGAAGGAGACCAAACGGCAGGAGGUCAUCAAUGAGUUGUUUGCAACUGAGCACGCCCAUGUGAGGAUGCUGAGCGUCCUCCAGAUGAUCUUCUCCAAGCCUCUGGAGAGAGAGGAGCUCCUGACCGCCACUGAGAUGUCGGCCAUCUUCCCCAAUCUGGAUGAGAUCAUUGAGAUGCACUAUAACUUCCUGGAGAGCCUGACUAAACUGCGAUGUCCGGAAGAUAACUUCAUCGUCAAAUCCAUCAGCACCACCGUGUUCAACAGAUUCGGAGGCACAGAGGGGGAAUGGUUCCAGAAAUUGACAGCCCGCUUCUGCAGUCACCAGUCAUGGGCCUUGGACCAGAUCAAGAGCAGACAGAAGAAAGAGCCACGCUUCAACUCUUUCAUACUGGAGGCUGAGAGUAAGCCCCAGUGCCGCAGGCUGCAGCUGAAGGACAUUAUUCCCAUAGAGAUGCAGAGACUGACCAAAUACCCGCUGCUGCUGGAGAAUAUUGCCAAGAACACAGAGGACCUGACGGAGAAGGAGAGGAUCCAGCAGAGCGCAGAGUGCUGCAGAAAGAUCCUCAACCAUGUCAACGAGGAGGUCAAAAACAUGGAGAACCUAUUGACUUUGAAGGACUACCAGCGCAGACUGGACACAUCAGGGCUCAAACCCAGUAAUGAUCUUUAUACAGAAUAUAAGUACAUGGACCUGACUCAGAAGAAGAUGCUUUAUGAAGGCUCGGUGACCUGGAGACUCACAAAGGAGAAGGCAAUUGAGGUGCAGUGUGUGCUGCUCGGGGAUCUGCUGGUGCUCCUCCAGCGGCAGGACGACAAGAUGGUCCUCAAAUGCCAGAGCAAGAGCAACAUCGCCGUGCAGGAGGGCAAGCAGAUGCUGAGCCCCAUCAUCAAGCUGGACUCGGUCUUCCUGCGUGAGGUGGCCACAGAUCGGAAGGCCUUCUAUGUGAUCUUUACCUGGGAAAGCGGAGCUCAGAUCUAUGAGCUGGUGGCUCAGUCUAUAGGAGAGAGGAAAAUAUGGACUGAUGUGAUAAAAAACGCAGUGGAUGAUCUGAAGAAGACUGGAGCGCCCAUGAGGUUGUCGCUGCCUCCUGGGGGUGGAGGAUUGCCCUUCAUUCCUUCCCCGCUGCCUGUCCUUCUGAGCCCCACUGAGAAUGGAGGUUUGAAAAGCAGCAGUGAUCGAGAUAAGGACAGCUUGACGAAUGACAAGUCUGCAGACCCGAGGCACAGGCUGAUUGAUUUCCUGUCAGACAAAGGCUUCGACUUGAUAGGCCACUCCAACAGCGAUCAGGAGAAGAUGGCCAACAGUGCUUUGGAUGAAGUCAUGUCGCUGAAAAGGCUGCUGGUCGGCAGCAUCAGCCUUUCAGAAGACUCGCAGCUCGAUGAGGAAAACGGAGAGGAGCAAUCGGAGAGGCCCAGUCAGGAAGCGGAUAGUCAGUCCACAGAUGAAAGCCAGCCCACUGACAGGGGAGCGGACGAGGCGAACGAUCACUCUUGUGAAAAAGAAGGAGCCGGGACGAAGGGCGAGGAGGAGAGGAGCAUCACUGCGCCCCUGGUGCUGUCCCAGGAGAGGAUGGAGGAGGUGUGCAGGAGGCUCCACAGUCUGGAGGAUCACCUAAAGAGACUACAGACUGUAGAAGAGGAGCACCACCGGCUGCAGGAGGCCCUUUCCAAGUUCUCACUGGAGGGGGGGAACUUCCAGUGAGAGACCACCACGCCACCUGCUGGCAACUAGAUUUUUACUGGUGCUGGUUUGGAGUGUAAGAGUGACUUUCAGAGGCUUCCCUGGAAAUUCCUAAACCCUCGUAGGCCACGCUUGGGCCGUGCUGCGUCAGGGGGCUUUAUGCACGGUGCAGGGGCUCACUGAUGAAACAUGGGAGGGAGUGUGCAUGUGUAUGUGUGUCUGUUUGCAUGCAUGCUUGGUAGAGAGGUAAACAAAGAAAAAAAAAAAAGACAAAUGGGACAUCCUACUUUGAGGUUGUUUUUGCAGAGAGGUGCCAAAAAAAAAUGAAGCAAUAUUGUGCUAUGAGAGAAAUGCUGCCUAACAAACUGUAGUGAUUGCGAUCUGCUGUAACACACAUACGCACACCAGAGACAUGUACGCUAGAACAUAAUUUACUUUAUUGCCAAUAGCAGAUGUGCAGCAAAGGAUAUUCCUAUGAUUGCCCGCCUGGUUAUCUAUGACCAGGUGGGAGCCUUAAGGGGCCAAUGUAGCGUUUGAGAUGUAUUGAAAUACUACUGCUGAUAUAUAGUGUUAUUUCUAGUCUAUGCCAAAGUACCACAGAGAUGCACUUUUUUUAUAAUCAAACCAAGUUAAGGCCACACUGUUCUUGCGCAUUGUAUUUACUCUAUUCAGUACAGACUGGGCUUCGUGUAGGCAGCCCCUUAUUAUUGAAAAUAUUGCAUGCAGGAAAGUGUGUGUAUGUGUGUUACAAAGUUUUUUUUAAUCAAGGAUGUGCUUGUUUUGAGGUUUCUUACUGCCACUAGGUCACGUAGAAACAUUUAUAAAUAGUGGCACUAUAGGUAAUCAUGCUGUUGAUAAUGGAGACUUGUUUGUAUUUACCGCUUUUAUUUAUUCCUCUGGGGUCUGUUGGGUCAGCGAGUUGUAACAGCACUGGGCCGAAAACAAAAAAAAGGAUGGAGAGAUGUUGCAAAACGAAGAAGGAAAACGUAGAAUGUAUCGGAUUAAAGUAGAGGAGAUGUAGGACUGAGGUUGCUUUGGUUUAUUUGAGUCCAGCAUGACGGUCAUGAGAACAUGUGUAGAAAGUAUGAGAUUAGGAUUUGUGCUCACUUCCCUUAAAAUGUACACACACACACACACACACACCAACACACCAACACUGAAGGCCCAGUGCUACAGAAGUCGUUCGGUGUCAGCAUCGCUUGUGCAGAUUUCCCCCACAUAGAUGUACAGCUCCUGACCCAAAACACAGACCUACCGCGGGGUUAUAAAUUGUAUUAUACGACGUUAGAUUCACAUGUUAUUAGCAAGAGAUUCUAUCUUUCCUGUUAGCAAUAUUUGUAUUGAACCUGAACAGUCUUUUGUAUUUUAUUCAGCGGUUGAUUGUAAUUAUUAUCAUGAUGAUAUAUUUUCUGAGUAGUGGCUUAACUGUGGGCCGUGCGCACAGGACCAAAGACAUAAAACAAAGCAACGUUAGAUCCUCAUACCAGCUGUUACUCUCUCUAUGACCUGCUUCAUUAUGCAGCAGUACAUCACUUAAUGCUAACGCAGGAGUGAUCGCUGUGUUGUGAAGAGAUUUCAAAAGAUAAUAGAAGAAUGGAGCAUUAGUUGUCAAUAAAUAAUAGCUGGGUUUCGAUUAUUUAAUAACAGAACAAGUAGAUGCUGAGAUGUUAGACUGUGCUAGCAUUAUGACCAGAAAAGACUCUGUGGCUUUUAUUUUAUUACACUUUGGUCAGCAAAAAAACAUGAAAUACAUUAUUAUCAACUGGUUAUUGAACACUUGGGACCAGCAGCAAAGAAAAAAGGACAAUACAACAAGACAGUGAAGCCAGAUGAGGACACAAAGGAAGGUUUGCAGGAAGGAAAACAGCCGCUCUCACCAGCUCUGUGUUCACCAUCACUUCCUGAUAUGUUGCCACGACUACAAACCCUUUGACCCCGCUUAACAACAAUGCAAACCCGUAGGGGCCAUUAGUCACUCUAGUGUCACAAGAUGCUGAAUUAUACACAUUUGUGUUCUCUCCCCAUGUGUUCUUGUAAAAUGUACAUAGACGUUAGCUUGAAGGAAGAAUUGAAAGCAUAAACUAGCCCCCUUCGUAUUGUUUAAUAAGCUUAUUAGCUACAUACACACCCUCACUUGUGAUAGCAUGAUCACGUGUUUUUCCCUACCUACCGCACAGUUUUAACAUAUGUUGUUGUGUCUUUCACUUGAUUUACUUAAACGGGUCGGGGAGGUUUUGUUACUGUUUUUCAAACAAGCUUUUUGUAAUAAAUGACUGCAUUUGGCCUGUAACGGUGAGAGAGACAGGACUUGUCUGUAACUUGUCUGAAUGAAUUUAAAGAUUAUGCAAAUUAUUGUAACCAUGACAUAUUGUUCCUGGUGUGCACGUUAAAGUGUGAACCCGCUCUGUACUGUGGCUACUAAAGCUCGCCAAUGGGAUACAUUAAUACAGAUCAUCUCAAGCAGGGAUGUUUUACUAUCAGUCUGCAGUUACAGGCACUUCUCGCUCUCUCAGAUGCUUUCCCUCAUGCAUUCUAUAUACAAAUGCCUAGAUGUAUAGACAGAUGUAUUUAUAGAGUGGUGCCUUGUUCCGAUGAUCAUGUUGUCUUUGAACACAAUCCCCGUUGCUCGGUUUGCACCGUCUCGACUGCGAGAGACGAUGUCAGAACGACCAUUAACGAUUGAUAAUCCCAUGAUUCUGUUUGUGUCCGCCUCCAUCACAGCAAUAGGUUCUGAGCUCAGCCAGGGCCCUGUAUAGAGAAGCUCCUUGUCAUACGGGCGCCUGCCAUCAUGUCUAUCUAUAAACAAUGAUUAUGCAAGAACUAUACUGUGUAUUUGGGUUUUGAUUUUUUUAUUAUUAUUAUUGUGUAAGAGGCUCUUUAAUGAUGUAUACUUCAAGAAAUUUGUGGUACGUGCUGUUUUUUAAUUCUUCACUUUUUUAAUAAAUUGGGGAAAUAAA